Molecule: messenger RNA, 2849 nt
Organism: Acipenser ruthenus (sterlet)
Lineage: Eukaryota; Metazoa; Chordata; Actinopteri; Acipenseriformes; Acipenseridae
Product: rho guanine nucleotide exchange factor 6-like
Exons: 22
Coding region: 152-2494 (780 amino acids)
Molecular function (GO): protein binding; guanyl-nucleotide exchange factor activity
Source: RefSeq, a predicted model, not a curated record
CAGGAGCCGCUGCAUUCUGCUAAACUUGUUAAACGUGGUUGUACAGAAAAAAAAAAAAGCAGAAGUGCCGAUAUCAUCGCGGAUGUGGGUUAGAUAUUUUAACUAACUGAUCUUGCUUAGCGGGGUGUCACCAGCCUGGCCUGCAGCAGCAAUGAACCCAGAGGAGCAGACGGUCACCUGGCUCAUAUCCUUGGGGGUUUUGAAUUCACCAAAAAAAAUCAUUGCGGACCCAGAGGAUUUCUUAAAAUCGUGCUUGAAAGAUGGCGUGGUGCUCUGCAAACUCAUGGAGCGGCUUGUGCCGGAGUCUGUACAAAAGUUCUGUCAGGAACCGAAAAGCGAGGCAGACUGCCUGACCAACAUACGAGAGUUUCUGAAAGGCUGUUCAGCGUUAAAAAUCGAGGGGUUUGAAGCAGAAAACCUGUAUGCAGGGGAGAACUUCGGCAAGGUGCUCAAUACACUUCUGGCUGUCAACAUUGCCACACAGGAUCGAAUAGUAGAAAGAUCAUGUCAACGCUCCAACUCGCAAAGUCAUAGCCAGACUGCCAGCUCCCAGAGUGCAUUGUCUUCCAGAACCACCAAGUCUUUGCGCAGACAAUCAAAAAACGGGGAAAUGACGGAGAACGGGGGUCAGCAGCAGGCAGUGGUGAAGGCCCGGUUUAACUUCAAGCAGAAUAACGAGGACGAGCUUUCCUUCUCCAAGGGCGAUGUGAUCUGCGUGACGCGCAUGGAGGAUGGCGGCUGGUGGGAGGGCAACCUGAACGGGAAAACGGGCUGGUUCCCCAGUAACUACGUCAGAGAGAUCAAAUCUUCAGAUAAACCUGUAUCUCCCAAGGCUCUGAAGGGAUUCGACACACCUCAGCUUACAAAGAAUUAUUACAAUGUGGUAGUGCAGGAUAUCCUUGAAAAUGAACGCGAGUAUUCAAAAGAGCUUCAGACUCUGCUCACCAGCUACCUGAGGCCCCUGCAGUCCAGUGAGAAGUUGGCUACAGCAGAUGGCAUUUGUUUAAUGGGGAACUUGGAAGACAUUUUCACUUUUCAGCAGAGUAUUUGUCAAACAUUGGAAGAAUGUACAAAGCUCCCGGAAGCUCAGCAGAGGUUAGGUGGCUGUUUGCUGAACCUGAUGCCUCAGAUAAAGAGCCUGUACCUGGCAUACUGCUCGAACCACCCCUCUGCAGUCUGUGUGCUCACUGAUCACAGCGAUGAGUUGGAUAAGUUUAUGGAGAGCCAGGGUGCCAGCAGCCCUGGGAUUCUCACCCUGACCACCAGUCUGAGCAAGCCUUUCAUGAGGCUGGACAGGUACCCCACCCUGCUGCAGGAGCUGGAGAGACACGUUGAGGAGGCCCAUCCUGACUACAGUGAUAUCCUGAAAGCAAUAGCAGCGUUCAAAAAUCUUGUGACGCAAUGCCAGGAUCUCCGCAAACGAAAAAACCUGGAGCUCCAGAUCCUAUCGGAGCCGAUCCAAGGCUGGGAAGGGGAGAACAUGAGGUCCUUGGGCACCGUCCUGUACAUGUCACAGGUCAUGGUGCAGAGCGGGGCGAGCGAGGAUAAAGAGGAGCGAUACUUCAUGCUGUUUCCCUCUGUUCUUCUGAUGCUCUCCACCAGCCCGCGCAUGAGUGGGUUCAUAUACCAGGGAAAAUUGCCAUUAACGGGGAUGACUGUGACCAAACAGACUGACGACAGCGAGACAAAUCAAUAUGCCUUUGAAAUCACAGGGAACAUGAUUGAGCGCAUCACAGUGUGCUGCUGUAACCAACAGGAGCUGCAGGAGUGGGUGGAGCACUUGCACACUCUCACCAGAGGGGGCAGUCCAGGAGGAACAAUAGUAAAGAAUGUGGAAGGGAGGUCGAGCUCUGCUGUCAGUACUCCCUCCCACCAGACCUUCUCUCAGGUGUUCAGCGCCUCCAGCCGAGGGCCCCUGGAGCCCCCGAAGAUCGCCAAGCCCUGGUCCCUGAGCUGCCUGCGACCGGCACCCCCGCUCAAGCCCUCCGCCGCGCUGGGAUACAAGGAGAGGAUGUCUUAUAUCCUGAAGGACUCCGGUAAAAGCCCCCGAACAAUGAAAACGUUUCUUCCCAAGAGAAAAACAGAAAGAAAGACAUCAUCUGAUGAUGAAUUUCUGCUCAGGAAAAGCACCGCAGCUCUUGAGGAAGAUGCCCAGAUUCUGAAGGUCAUCGAAGCCUACUGCACUGGAGCCAGCUUUCAUCACACCAUCAGCUCCACUUCUCGAAAAGAGCCUGUUCCACAGGUGCUACUGCCUGAAGAGGAAAAAAUAAUUGUUGAGGAAACCAAGAGCAAUGGUCAGACUGUCAUAGAGGAAAAGAGUCUUGUUGAUGCUGUUUAUGCUUUAAAGGACGAGGUACAUGAACUAAAGAAGGAAAAUAAAAGAAUGAAGCAGUGCUUGGAGGAAGAGCAGAGGUCUCGUAAGGAGUUGGAGAAAGUUGUGAGGAAAAUGGUGAAGCAGAAGAAUGACUGCACCUGGGAGGACACCAGCCAUUAACUCCGCUGUCCCCGCGGUGGUGUGUCUGUGUGUGGGUGUGUUUGUGUCUGUCUGGGUCUGCUCGAUUCCUUUGAAAGCUGCUGGCAGUUUCAGCGGAUUAACGUUUUCAAAAGGGGAAUUACUGGGAAGUGAAACUGGAUGGAAGUGCCACUUUCUGACAUUCCCUGUGCUCUGCAUUGGAAAUUGAGUUUUUUGUUUUUACCUUUUUUUUUCAGUUGGGGACGGGGGGGGUAUAGAUUCGGUUUGAAAUGAGAAAAAAAAAAAACAAGUGUUAUUACAGACAAACAAAAUAUUUUGCAAGGUUGCAAUGUGGUCUCUCUCUCUCUCUCUCUCUCUCUCUCUCUCUCUCUCUCUC